AUGGGACUCCAAGCAUUUGUGGAUCUAUCCCCGGUGCUUCUUUGUCUCCCAGGCCUAACCAUCUCGUUGUUAUAUUUACAGGAGUCUCUUAACCCAUGGAGUCAACUGUUCGAUAAAUCUUCAAAAUUAACGGAGAGAGUGCCGCCUUUGCUUGUGCAAAGCAUUUUCUUUUCAUCUAUUACACUGUUGAUAACGGCAGCGUUUAAAAAGAUUGGUUCAUAUGAGCAACAUCAAUUGAUAUCAUCACCGGUUGAAGAGGAGGAAGAUUCAACUGAUAGCAACACAAGAGAUAUUACUAUUCUUCGCAUAGUACUGCAGCCGAUUCGAUUUAUUUGCCUUCUUCUUAUACCAAUAGCCAUGAUAUUUCUGGCGAACCAACUCUUACUCCCUGUGCGGACAUCAACAUUGGUUAUGAUUGCAAUACUUAUAAAUAGAGCACCAAGAUCGACAUACCGAUCUUUGAAAUUAGAGCAAGAAUACUCUAUGACGCAAUCAAUUGCCGGGGUAGCAUUUCGAAGGUACCAACCAAUAAUUGUACACACUGCUUGCUUUAUUUAUGACUAUAUAUAUUCAUCAUGGCAAGGCAACGGCAUGGCCAAUUCAUCGCUAUUAGGAUAUGCCUUAUUACUUAUUCCUCAUGCUCUCUUUUUGAAUUCUAGCACAAACAAGAAUUUCCGUGAGAACAUGAUUCCACUUAUACAGAUUAGGAGUUCAUUGGUCUCCUCCAUAAUUUCAUUACUGGUACUAUUAGGCCUUUAUAUUAGGAAUGUCAACUUUAAAAUGCUUUUUGUUGCAAUGGGCUCUCUUUUCAUCUUACUAAUGAGCCAAAUAGACUACGAGAAUAUUGGCAAGAAGGGAAAUGCUUGCAAACUAUUUCAUAGGUAUGUCACUAAGGAAAAUUACAAAGUGGCACUCGUGGGCUUAAAUAUUAUUAUGGCAUGUGUCCACGCAUUGACGAUAAAUGUAAAUCGAUCAAGCUUGGAUGAUUACAAUUCAUUACAAAUGGCAAUGAUUAAGGAUUCUGUCUCAGACUUUCUAUCAAAUUUUAUUCUCAUAUUCACCAUUCGAGUUCCUAAAACCUCACAACAAGAUUCAGAUAUCAAGGACAAGGAGCUGCCAGAUGAUGAAAGUAAAAAUAGUCGAAAGAUCUCAUUUACUUCAAUGCUGGUUCAACUGAUUCGUAAUGAAGAUUCAAGGUCGAUCUUCAAUUUUCUUCUACUUAAUCUUUCGUUCAUGUUCGUUCAGAUACUAUAUUCUUUUAGAUCUAAGUCAUUAAGCUUACUUAGUGAUUCUUUGCACAUGUUCUUGGAUUGCACAUCAUUGUUUCUUGGCCUCUUGGCUUCGGUGAUUGCAAAACACAACAUUCAGAAUCCGAGCUUGUCAUAUCCGUUUGGGUUGGCAAGAAUUGAGACUCUGGCCGGCUUUACAAAUGGUUCUUUAUUACUUGGGAUUGUUUUUGGCAUAUUUUCACAAGCUAUUCAGCGACUCAUUAAUCCAAUUGCUUUAGAAAAUACGACAGAGUUGCUAAUUGUCAGUAUUUUAGGUUUGCUUGUAAAUAUUGUUGGCAUAUUUGCAGUUGGUCAUGAUCACGACCAUGCACAUGGUCAUUCCCAUGGUCAUGCUCACCACCACCACCACCAUCAUCAUCAUCAUACGUAUGCUGAGCACACAAAUAAUGGGGAAAAUGUGAAUUUACAAGAAAAUAAUCAUGAACAAGAUCAUGAGCAUAUAGGUGAACAUAAUUAUGAAAAAGAACAGGAGCAUGACCAGAAUUCGUCUCGCGAGGCAGAAAUAGAGGAAAAUAUAAAAUAUGAAAAUGAUAAUAUGCAUGGAAUAUUUUUGCACAUUAUGGCAGAUACAUUAGGCUCAGUUGGUGUUGUUGUUUCCACUCUUCUUGUUAAGUACUUUGGCUGGAAGCUUAUUGAUCCAUUGACAUCAAUUUUGAUUGGCGCUUUGAUAUUAAUCUCGGCGAUUCCCCUUUUAAAAUCGUCGUCAUCAAAUCUUUUACUCUCCUUAAACGAAACGUACGCUACUGAAUUAAAGAAUUUAUUAGGACAGGUUAGACAAAUUCAAGGAGUGAAAAAUUACGCUACGCCAAGAUUUUGGCCCAAGAAUGAUUCAUCUUCUCGUUUGAUAGGCUACUUACACGUUGUGUAUUAUCGCACAGAAAACUCAACAUUAAUCAGAGAAAAGAUUAAUAAGAUAUUUGCUUCGUCAGAUGUGAUUGAAAAAUGUUACAUUCAGGUGGAAAAUGAGAUCGAUGAUUGUUGGUGCAGAACAAAGGGUGUUUUCAGCACCAACAGCUGA
This is a messenger RNA of Brettanomyces bruxellensis, 2307 nucleotides long. RefSeq lists its product as uncharacterized. Gene Ontology annotation, biological process: zinc ion transport; transmembrane transport; intracellular zinc ion homeostasis. Lineage: Eukaryota; Fungi; Ascomycota; Pichiomycetes; Pichiales; Pichiaceae. Gene Ontology annotation, molecular function: zinc ion transmembrane transporter activity. The transcript has a single exon. Gene Ontology annotation, cellular component: Golgi apparatus; membrane. Bases 1 to 2307 code for a protein of 768 amino acids. The record is from RefSeq and is a predicted model, not a curated record.